Dufourea novaeangliae is the source of this 1951-nucleotide messenger RNA. It is a transcript of the gene app, whose product is annotated as palmitoyltransferase ZDHHC18. Lineage: Eukaryota; Metazoa; Arthropoda; Insecta; Hymenoptera; Halictidae. Gene Ontology annotation, molecular function: protein-cysteine S-palmitoyltransferase activity. Gene Ontology annotation, cellular component: endoplasmic reticulum; Golgi apparatus. The record is from RefSeq and is a predicted model, not a curated record. The coding region runs from base 487 to 1887 and encodes 466 amino acids. The transcript is spliced from 10 exons. Gene Ontology annotation, biological process: protein targeting to membrane; peptidyl-L-cysteine S-palmitoylation.
CCUGUUUCGCCCCUAAUUUUCUAUCGACUGUUGUGUGACCCUCCAGCUUCAGUGAGUGUUCUUGAAGUCGGUGGCCUCCGCGGGACAGUGACGAUGCUGUCUCCUCGGAUGUUAGUUCGUAGCUGUUUAUAGAAUGCGGAAGAAAAUAAACGGUUUAAGUAUUAGUUUUCACCAGUUUUCAAUCGUUAAAAUGUGGACUUUUAAAAAAUAUGAAUGUCUUCACGUCACCAAACCAACGAAGCAAUUAGGUUAAGUUGACAAGGAGCACAAGUUCUUUGUAAGCAUUACAUCAACACACAGUAUAGGCAAUUCAUAAGUAUAUGUUCAAUACAAAAAUCUGAUAGGCCAAGAUGAAAAAUGGUUGUCCAAGCUUUCACAUGGUGAUAUUAAAUAAAUGUUGUACGGCCCUAAUAAAUAAUUCCUUACAACUUGGGCAUUACAUGUUUAUACAUAGAAACAAUAUAUAGAUCGGUUUAAUUCUCCAAAAUGCCACACAUUACCAGAAAAUGGGAACUUUUCCCAGGCAGAAACCGGUUUUGUUGUGAUGGCAGGGUAAUGAUGGGACCGCAGAUUGGUAUCUUUUAUGUGACUGUGUGCCUCAUUGCUGGAACAAGUGGUUUAUUUUUUAUAUUUGAUUGUCCUUUCUUAACAGUUCACAUAACACCAGCUAUACCAGUUAUUGGUGGGUUACUAUUUAUUUUCGUAAUGUCUGCUUUAUUCAGAACAAGUUUUAGCGAUCCUGGAGUUAUUCCAAGAGCAACACCCGAUGAAGCUGCCUAUAUUGAAAAACAAAUUGAGGUACCAAACAAUGGUAACUCCAAAAUGUAUAGACCCCCACCUAGAACAAAAGAGGUAUUAGUCAAAGGGCAACCAGUGAAACUGAAAUAUUGUUUCACUUGUAAAAUAUUUAGACCACCAAGAGCUUCACACUGUAGUUUAUGUGAUAAUUGUGUAGAGAGAUUUGAUCAUCAUUGUCCAUGGGUUGGUAACUGUGUGGGUAGAAGAAAUUACAGAUACUUUUACGCUUUUAUCGUAUCCCUGGUUUUUCUUUGUGUUUUUAUACUUGCUUGUGCUGUUACACAUUUAAUAAUGCUCACAAGAGAUGGUAGGCCAUUUUUAGAAGCUGUAAGAAUAUCUCCUGGAAGUGUUGUUGUGGGAGUUAUUUGCUUCUUCUCUGUUUGGAGCAUUCUUGGCCUUGCUGGGUUUCAUACACAUUUAACUACUAGUAAUCAAACAACUAACGAAGAUAUCAAAGGAUCAUUUUCCAUUAAAGUAGGACAAGGAAGUUCUAAUCCUUAUAGUCAAGGAAAUAUUUGUGGAAAUUGUUUCUAUGUAUUAUGUGGACCUGCACCACCUAGCCUAAUUGAUCGAAGGGGUAUAGUAACACCCGAAUAUCGAGCAGAACAAGAAAGAGUCAGCGAUGACAGUGUAAUUACUAACAAUAAGUCAUAUGGUACUGUGGAAAUUGUACAACCACAGUCGAACGGUACAACUGUUCAAACAAACCCCAGUACAGAUCUCGCCGGUUCGAUGAACAACCUCGUGACUGGUCAACAUUCGCCUCAAAUUGAAUCAAUAAACGGUAGCACCACGAACAGCGUGAGCCAACUUGUUACUAAUGAAGUACCAUUAGCGUCUCUUAAUAUUGCCCCAAUCGAUAUCGAUGAAAUCGCUCCGUUGCCUUCCCGUCAGAGUGUUGUGGUUUCUUCUACGUUGGACACCUCCUCUAUACCAUCGGUAACUGUAACAACCCCCUUGUCUGCAUCUAGACUUAGAUUAUUACAAGACACGACCAUGAUAGAGUCCGCUUUAGAUUUAGAUUCGUUGGAAGACGCCAGUGUGGGUAGAGGGAGUCAAGCAGGUCUUAUAAAAAUGGGGGCAGUGUAACAUUUAAAUUUAUACCUUUUAUCUAGAUAGAUUCACAGACUUUUCAAGUCAUUGACGUUUAUUA